AUGACAGACCAUCGAGCUGCGCGGCGGCAGCACAAGGACAUGGCGUUUCAGCAGCUGCUACAGCGGUCACCGCCUCACGCGACAGGCGGAAUGCCUCGAAACGACACACCAUCGCUUCCACCAGCGACGAGAGCUACAACGCCCCCUCAUCAGACCGCAGACAUGGAUCAAUCGAACACACCAACUCCACCCUCCUCUUCACCUUCGCCACGACUCGAUUCUGCGUUCGCAACACCACCUCAUCUAAAGACUCCGACAGAGCGUAGAGCCUACACGAGCCCAUUCCAAGCUGCAAACAACAACUACCGGUUGAACUCGUCGCCAACAGCGGGAAUCCGACGACAGACUGUCAAUGGGUCAGCUAGGCCGCGCGCUGAGCGUAAGCUUGCGUCAGCUAUACCGCCAUUCAAUACUUUCCAGAAUGGCAAGACCAGAGGAAUCGACAGCUCGUCGUCUUCAAGUGGUGAGAACAGACCAUUCGGACCUCCUCGACGUCCGCGAAUGCAAGGCAAUGGCAACUACCAUGGCCCCCGCAACAGCCGUAUCAACAUGCCCUUGAAUCAACAGCUUGCAAAGAAUGCACUCGAACUCAAGAUAUGGGCUGUGGGAUUCCCGGCUUACUGCACCGCCUUGGACGUCUACAAUGCUUUUUCGUGCCUUGGCAGCAUCUCGAGGAUCGAAGUCAAGAACCUGCACUCCUUCGGCAAGGGCGCUAAUAUUACUUUCAGACCAGCACCCCCGGAUACUUCUUGGGUUGGCAUGAAGUUCAAAUACCCCGAUGCUGCUAGCAACAUCCGUUGGAUUGAAACCAAGGAUGAGACUCCACCUCCUUACAUGCACACCAGCCAGACUACUGGUAAAAAGCUACCCGACCGCAUCCAGAUUCCCGUCAACGACAUCGACUUUGGUGUUAUGGAGAGCGAGUCCACCAUGCUUGGUAUGCAUUCGCUACAGUCGACUGCUCGCAUCCAGGCGAGCUUGAUGAUGGAUCUUUCAUGCAAAGCUCUGUUCCUGACCUUCCCCGUUCGCAUGGCCUCGAAAACGCAAGAGAUCCACGAAUGCGAGUUCAGAAUGCGCCUGAUCCCGGCGCAGAUUCGCGAUGGCCGCAUGACCACAGAAGAGGACUCGUCUAUCUCAUUGUACUUCACAUGCGAGACUCCUCCAGUAGUCCACCGCAAGACUUUGAAGCCGCAACAGACCUUCAAGGAUAAGGAUGCUCAAUGGGAUGACAGAGCCUUGUGGUUUCGUCAGACUUUGAUCGAGUUGAACCCGAGCAUCGCCAAGUCGUCGGUGAAAUUGCGAGAGAAGGAAUGCAUUGUCGAUCUCGGACGAUGGUUGACAUACCGCCUCAACAUCAGCCAAGAAACGUUCCAGUCGCCAGGUUGUAAGGACCUGUGGCAAGCGUUGGCGGACCACAACGUCAAGAUCGCGAUGGAUGAGGAUACGAACUUCAACGCCGGUCAUGUCGAAGAUUUCUGGGAGUGGCUCGACACACCUGCUCCUCAGGUCGUCGAAGCCGAAGACAAUCCAAUUCUCGCCGACAUGUACCAGAUGGCCGGAGACACCGUGCACCUUCCGUUCUCCGUGCGGUACCAACUCGAGGUCUGUCUGAGUUUGGGCUUUCUGCACGAGUGCAACAUGACCAAAGGCUUCUUGAACAAGCUCGCCAGCCUCGACCCGGCCCGUGGUGUCAAGAUUCUGGAGAAGGUUGCCGACGACAAGAAGCGUUACUUCAAGCCCGACGACAUCUUUCGCCUGCAGAACCGAGUCUCCAUCGUUGAGAAGAAGCGACCUGGAUAUUGUACCAAGAUUCCAUCCGCUGUCGUCACACCGACUACCAUCUACUUCGCCACACCCGUGCUCGAGACUUCGAACAGAGUCGUCCGUCAAUUUCAGCAUUUCGAGGACCGCUUUCUACGAGUCAAGUUCACUGACGAGAGGCACAAGGGCAGGCUGUUUCCGCAAGAUGACCGCAACGAAGACGAGUUGUUCACACGCGUACUCCGAACCAUGAACAAGGGCAUCCUGAUUGGAGACCGCCACUACGAGUUUCUUGCUUUCGGUAGCUCCCAAUUCCGUGAGCAUGGAGCUUACUUCUUCGCAUCAACAAGCUCUCUCACGGCCGAGAUGAUCCGCCUGUGGAUGGGCAACUUCACCAACAUCAAAGUCGUGGCCAAGUACUGCGCUCGACUUGGGCAGUGCUUCUCGACGACCAGAGCGAUUCCACACUCAGUCACCAUCGAGAAGAUUGACGACAUUGAGCGCAACGGUUUCUGCUUCACAGAUGGUGCAGGCAAGGUCUCGCCUUUCUUGGCACGGAUAAUAGCCCACCAGUUCGGGCUGAAGAACUCAGAGCAUGAUCAUCCGUCCGCGUUCCAGUUUCGUAUGGGAGGAUGCAAGGGCAUUCUCGAAGAAGAUCCUUCGCUGAAAGGAAAGACGAUUCAGAUUCGACCAAGUCAAGAGAAGUUUCCUGCCGAAUUCCAAGGUCUGGAGAUUUGUCGCAUCUCACAGUACUCCACGGCCUACCUCAAUCAGCAAAUUAUCCUCGUCCUCUCCGCUCUUGGUGUUCCUGACGACGUGUUCGUCAAGAAGCUGAGGGGCAUGCUAUCUGAGUUCGAAGAGGCCAUGGUGAACGAGCAAAAGACCCUGGACCUUCUUCAGAAGAACAUUGAUUACAAUCAGAUGACUAUCGCUUUGGCGGGAAUGAUUUGCGAUGGUUUCAUGGAGGCGCAGGAGCCGUUCAUGAUGUCUUGCCUUCGGCUUUGGAAGUCUUGGACCCUCAAAUACUUGAAGGAAAAGGCUCGCAUUUGCGUUGAGCAAGGCGCUUUUGUGCUUGCGGGACCUGAUGAGACCGGGACUUUGAAGGGCGACUUCAAGGCCAAGAUCGCGCUUGACGAGACUGAUGGCGACGAGCUAUCCGGUGAUGACGAGCUUCCUGAGAUCUUCCUGCAAAUUCCCGACCCCGAGCAGCCUGGCAAACACAAAGUCAUUGAAGACGUCUGCAUCAUCGCUCGCAACCCAUCGCUGCACCCAGGUGAUAUACGUAAGGUCCGAGCAGUCGAUGCGCCAGCUUUACGCCACAUGAAGGAUGUUCUCAUCAUGCCAAUUACCGGGAACAGAGAUUUGGCAAACAUGUGCUCUGGUGGCGAUCUUGACGGCGACGACUUCAUGGUCAUCUGGGAUAAGGAACUGUUCCCGAAGGAGGACAGCCAUCCACCAAUGGACUACACCGCUCCUGAACCAACUCUCAGCGAUGGUCCUGUGACCACAACAGACAUCGCCAAGUUCUUCGUACAGCAUAUUAGGUCUGACAACCUUGCACGGAUCGCAACUGCUCACCGCUACUGGGCAGAUCAGCUUGACGAUGGCAUCAAGGACCCGAAGUGUCUGGAACUUGCCAACCUACAUUCAAGAGCCGUGGACUACGCGAAGACUGGAGUGCCUGCUGAGAUACCGCCCGAGCUAAGAGUUAAGAAGUGGCCUCACUGGGCAGAGAGGAAGAACGUCGGCCGUGCCAAGAUUUAUCAAUCGAAGAAUGUACUCGGCAAGCUUUUUGACGAAGUUAAGAGUGAGCCCUUCCGUGCGGCUUGGGAUCUUGCACCCGACAAACGCAUUUUGAACGCAUGCGAGCCGACUGACCAGAUGCUUCAAGAUGCUCGAGAGGUAAAGGCAGCCUACGACGAGUCCUUGCGCCGUAUCAUGACACAGUAUGGCAUUCGAACGGAACACGAGGUAUUCACGACAUUUGUCCUCGAGCAUCACCAGGACAUCAACGACUACAAGCUCGCAGAGACGAUGGGCGAAGCAGCAGAGGCACUGUGCCAACAGCAUCGUGACCUCUGUUACGAGAAGGCCGGUACCGAUUCGAAGUCAAAGGACUGGGAGAAGCUCAAGCCCUUCAUCGUCGCCAUGUAUAAGGUGACAGCUGAAGAGAUCGCCCACGCGUAUGCUCAGACGAAGGAGACUGUCACCAUCGGUGGCUGCCAAGUUCCGCGUCGCCCUCUCGACUUCGCCCAUAUGCCUUUGAUGUCGUUCCCUUGGAUUUUCAGGCGUGAGCUUGGCCAAAUCGCUACGAGAGGUGGUAACAAGACGAAGUUGGAACCAGCUCCUCGUCCCUCGAUGCCGAAGAAGGCUGCUGCUGCCAGAAAGCAAAUCUUCGACUUGUUGGGCGAUGAGUUUGCUCCCGAGCCGCUGCCUGAGGUCAACACUAGCGAUGACGCUGUACGACAGGGCAAUCGUCCAAGCACCAUCGAUCUAACCUCUACUAUCACGCCACUGCCAACGGCACCGAAGCCUAAGCCUAAGCCCAGCCCAGAAGCCUGGCCUGACUCCAUCCGCGACGAGCACCUUGAGCAAGCCACCGCUGCCAGCGUCGAAGCCGAGAACGAAGUCAUGCGCAAGGCUCGUCUUUAUCAAAAGGCGGGUCUGCCGUCUGACUCGUUCAGUGGGAGGUCUGCGGCAAGCCAGGUGGGACAUCUGUCCAUCGCAGAGCGAGGCGAGAAUGUGAAGGGUAAGGGUGAGGGAGAGGGUGGAGAGGAGGAUCAGGAUGAGAAUGAGUGGGAGGGUGAAGAGGUCAAGAUUGAGUUCGAUGAGGAGCCUUCGAGGUUGGAUCAACUUGCUUCGUUGGUUGGAACUGGGUCUUAG
This is a messenger RNA of Zasmidium cellare ATCC 36951, 4644 nucleotides long. RefSeq lists its product as uncharacterized. The transcript has 4 exons. The coding region runs from base 1 to 4644 and encodes 1547 amino acids. Gene Ontology annotation, cellular component: nuclear RNA-directed RNA polymerase complex. Gene Ontology annotation, biological process: siRNA processing. Lineage: Eukaryota; Fungi; Ascomycota; Dothideomycetes; Mycosphaerellales; Mycosphaerellaceae. Gene Ontology annotation, molecular function: RNA-directed RNA polymerase activity. The record is from RefSeq and is a predicted model, not a curated record.